Molecule: messenger RNA, 24939 nt
Organism: Xyrichtys novacula (pearly razorfish)
Lineage: Eukaryota; Metazoa; Chordata; Actinopteri; Labriformes; Labridae
Source: the annotation of a GenBank genome assembly
ACUCCGGUUCACUUGACGUGUAUUGUAGCUUACCUCCAUGCUGCCUCCCCCUCUGCUACCACAAACCACAAUGGCCAGGCUGGUGUGAGGAGCUGCCUCUUACUGUCAUCACACAGAGACAGACAGGGGAACAGACGGGCCUCUACAGCAGCAGUAAGAGUACAGCGAGGAUUUUACAGGACGCACUCGGAGGAAUAUGGCACCCCUGUGAGAAAAAAAAAGGUAAGUAAAUGACCUGAAAAUGGCGAUGCUCUGUGCGUUACACCGGCUGUAUCUCUGCCAAAAGCCGGAGCCACAUCCCCUCACUGGAAUCACUGAUGAAGUUCAAUGCUGCCGUCGUGGAAAAAAUGGUUUCCCUUAUCAUUGGGCGGAUGGAGAUGUUAGUCCUGCCAGUCUAUUAUUGCGUAAAGGUUAGCCCAACCUUGUGGAAGUAAUUUUUAUUCAGGCACUGCUCAAGUUGCUGCAAAAAGAUGUACUAUUCGGGUUAAAAGUGGCUUAUAUCCUGCUGUGGUUAUUGCUGUUGAGGAUAUGGUUGAAAUGAGAUCUACUGUAAGCCGUAAUGAAGAGAGACAUUGCGUUAUUGUCCUUUCUCUCACAGAUAAUGGAUCCUACAAAAUAAAAGCGCGUUUAAACCGAGCUGCUGUUUCAGGUUGGUGCCGUGCGUCACCAUCACCACCAGUGCGCACAGCUGUAUGAUGUGUUACCGUGAGUGAAGCCUCUCCUCUUCACGUGCCUCCUCUCCCACCGGAGCUCAGAGUCAUGAUGCUGCAGUGAAACCGUGCAGCACAUUUAUUAUUGAGCAGUGCUGAAAGGUCCUGAGCAGAGAGGUGUAAGGACACUGUAGAUGAAUGAGUCACUCCCUGGGAGCAUACUCUGAUCAAAGACAGUGGUCUUGGCCGUGCUUUUGUCAUUGUCUGCUUUUAUAUCAUGUCUUGCUGGAGGGAGUGUAUGUCACAAGUGUAAUGGGAAGUGAGGCUUACUUUAGGGGGCUACUGAGAACCCCUAUGAGCUUGGAUAGUAAAGUGUAAAGCAUAAUGAGUGGAGAGGGGUGUGUUUACUGACAUUUAUGUACCUUUUUAGUGAAUGGAAGGAAGAAACAAAAAAGAGCAAAGAUGAAAUACAAUCAGUUGGAUGAGUUGAAGGCUCUGUUAUAGAGACACCUUUGGAUUGGAGGCACACAAGUAAUACACAUCUGGACUACACAGACAUUAUGGAUUAAAAAUGUUCAAUUUUACUCUGUUUUAGCUUCUACAAAUAGUUGUCUAUUUUUAUGUUUUUUGAUCAGUUCAACUGAACUCAUCAGCUUAAUAUUUAACAGUUACAUUUAAUGAAAUCAAAAGAUUUUAUCUUAAAAAGGUUCCUCCUGUUCACCUGUCCUGUCAACUGUGUUACAAGUGUUUUUUUCAUAGACUGUAUAUACUAUGGACAACUUGAUUCCGCCUUCUGCCAGUAUACAGAUUUGAAGCCAAAAAGCUCUCGGUAAUUCCGCGUUUUAUCUCCAUUUCCUGAAACCAACAUUGCGCAGUAGCGUUGUGCGCAUUUGGCGGGAGAGUCGCCCAGAGUCGCUGUGAUGACACUCGGCUCAAGAUGGGGGAUAUCUCUGGAGCGGGAAGUCUUAUAUAAGAAUGGUGAAUAACUCUAAAUUCAAUGUAAUGUGAAUUUAUGUUGAAAAAGGUUGCAUUCUACAUCAUAGUAUCCCAUAACAUCACCAUUGUAAAGCUCAAAAUUCACAUUUUCAUAUCAAUUGGACAGAAAAACUCAGAACACCAGGUGUAUAGACUCAAACACUUUCAAACAAAUGUACUAUCAAAUCUGAAUUAUUUUUUAUAUGUUUUAUAUGACACAACAUUUGUCUGUAACACAGUUGACAAAAUGAUAAAUCAAAUGUUCAUUCAUACAAAUAAUAUAAAAGUCAUUUGAGCUUAAGCUUGCCAUUGAUUUAGCACAUUAAGGGUGUAUAUUAUAUAAACAUCUAGUUUAUUUAUCAAAAUAAGAACACUGAUAUUUUGAGUUUUUGGCCGACUUGAAAUGUACCCCUAAUUGUUGAAUAAGUCAUAAACGCUUUGCUCUUACAACAGGAAUGCACUGUGGUAUUUCUCCCACCUUAGUCUCCCUCUACUGUACUUUUUUUUUUGUUCCACAUGAGAGGAUAAGACCUGGUCUAAGUUUGCAUUCCAGAGAACUAUGUCAGGUCUUAACUUUCUCCUUUUACUGCAGGGUGUGUGUGUGUGUGUGUGUGUGUGUGUGUGUGUGUGUGUGUGUGUGUGUGUGUGUGUGUGUGUGUGUGUGUGUGUGUGUGUGUGUGUGUGUGUGCUGCAGAGUGGGAGUGGCUGAGACUCCUUCCAUCCAGUCACUCAGAGGUCACAGGUUUGCUCUCCGCACAUGUCAAACAAAAUCCUUCUAACAAAGAAUCAAAGGUGAGCGUGACAAUUAUGGGACAAUACAGGUGAGAGGAGGCCAGUUCCAGGUUUCAUCACUUAUCCUGGAGGUGAGGGCUGUAAAAUCAGGAAAACGUCUGAGUCUUUGGCUCUGUUGAAGUGAUUAUAGUCUGUCAACAAUGUUAGCUCAUAUCACAUUAAUCAGCAGCUGUUGGUCUGGGUUAUUUGGGGUUCACAGAGGGAUUGGUCAGUGUUAUCACAGUAAAAAAAAAACUGUCUGUGUCUCCUGUCCCUUAAUUUGAUUUUAGAGGUCUUAUGCAGAUUAAUAGACUGCAUGCAUUUGUCUGUCUACUUGUGGUUUUUUCCCUACUUUCAUAUAUCUGAUUCAAAGAAAUACUAGUUUUGUCUAAAGUCCAUCAGGUUGUUUGAAGACAAAAAAAUGAUCAUCCCAAAUAGGUAUCACUUUAGUGUUGGCAUUUAUUUUGAAAGAACCUGCAGACUUUAGCGGUUUGAGGCUUUCCAAUGUGACUUUUUGCUGUUUUUCCCUGAUCCUCUGCAGCUGUCUACUGUGUAGAACAAACAACAAAAACAAAAAGAGAAAAUAAUCUGAUCGACCAAAAAAGAAACACAUUUAAUAUCAGUUCCUUUAGUUUCUAGAUCAUUUUAAACCAACAUUGAAGUAAAUGAACUAACCCAGCACACUGCCAGCUGCUGCAUCUGGCAGAUUAUGGCAUGAUGCCACCAGAGCAGGAUGCACAUAAAGGGAGGACAGCAUGAGGGUUGAUGGGUGUGAGCAAGGGCACAGAUGCCAUGGUGACCAGGCCCUGGCUGGUGCUCAUUAUAAGCUAUGAGAACUGUCCUGUGUCAUUUAGGAUGGCAACCAUGGACUGUAUAGUAAUAUAGGACUCAGAAGAGUUUUAUCCAUAGACUGUAUAUAGAAUGGAUGCCCUCUGUGUCCUUGCUGGGUGAAGCCACUCUGAGAACAGCACACUCUAGUGACGGGCUGCAUAGGUCAUAAAUCCCGCCUCCGCCAGCAAAGCUUAUGGGGCUGUGGACAAACUUUGGAAAUGAAUUACACAGAAUAUAAAUCUUUCUCCCCCGUUUGCGAUGUUGACAUGUAGUUACUGUAAGACUGGUUUGUGCUCAAGUCCUCUUUUUUCUGUGAAGCUCAGUUUUUAAAAGUUAUUAGAGGGUUCAUGUUCUCUAUGAUUGACACUUGAUACAGCCUAUGGGCGUAUGAAGAUUGCAUAGCUCACCCGGGGGAUACGCUGAGCAGAGCGUCAUCACAGCCACUCUGGGCGACUCUCCCACUGAAUGCGCACAACGCUACUGCGCAGUGAUGGUUUCAAGAAGUGGAGAAAAAACACUGAAUUAUCGAGAGCUUUUUGGCUUCAAGUUAGUAUACCGGCUGGGAAGCGGAACCAAGUUGUCCAUAGUAUAUACUAGGGCUGCAGCUAUCGAUUAUUUUAGUAAUCGAGUACUCUAUCGAUUAAUCUGUCGAUUAAUCGAGUAAUCGGAUAAGAAAUGUUUUGCUCUCACUGUAAUACUUUGCAUUGAAUCACGUUUGCCUCAUUAAAAACCAUCAGUAACACACAAAACUGAAAUAGGCCAGGUCUUUCAAAUGAAUAUUUUUACUGCAUAAAUCAGGAACCAAAAGUUUUACAUUUUACCAUGUAGUUCACAUGAAACUACUGAAGGCAAGGUCUGCAGAUGGUCUUUUAAUUGCUAUGGUAAUGAUCUUUGCAGUUUUCACUAAACCAGUCACAACUAUUUCCAGGCUUUGGAUCUAAUUUUACUUGUUUAAUUAAUAGGCUGAAAUAAUAUAAUUCUUGGAUACUGACAUAAUUUGACAAGCAAAUGUACAUUUAUUCAAUAUAUAAAAGUGUUACAUUUUUAUUUACAUGUUGUUGUGUGUUGGUCAUUUUGCAGCCCUCUGCUGCUCAUCACACGCCUAGCAGGUGGUGUAUAGCAUUAUCACCAUGGAUACACGGAUGUUUGUGUGAUUUUUUUCAUCCACUGCCGCCCGGUUUGUGUCGUGUAGAUGUUGAUUAUGAAAACACUUCGCAAUAAUUUGGAAACGUGAAGGGGGAGCUGCUGCUGCCCGGUGUUUACGGUAAAUAGACGCAAACACCGACCAAGUGGACGCUUCGGUCUCCGAAAACGCCGAGACAAAUUUACAAACAGCCACUAUUUCAAACAACUGGGCUCAUAAUCGUGAUGUAAACACUUACUUUCUCGCUAGAAAAAAUAUUAUUAUUGAAUGAAUUUAUAUAAUUUGUCCGGUAUGCAGUCGUUCUAUGUAGCUUGUGGUAGGACUAUUUAAAUUUUCCCGGCGCUGCGUCCGGCCGGCACGAAAUGCAUUCUGGGGUAUUUAGUAUGUAUGUGUGUAAACGCUCAGGCAGCCGCGGCAUACUCAAAUCAGCUUUGAGUAGUCAGUAGGCAGUAGCUACUGCUUGAGUAGGUAAGUAGAUAGCAGGCAGUAUGCCAUUUCGGACACAGCAGCUGCGUCCGAAUUGCCAAGUAGUAGUCGAAGUAGUAGUCGAAGUAGUAUCGAGCAUGUCCGAAUUGGCCACCGGAGCGAGUAGCAUGCUACUUCAGAUACUACUUCAGAUGCUAGACACGCCCACAUUGUAGGUUGGUCUCGGUGCAUCCUACGGGCAUGCUACUGACCCAAAAUGCACCGCGGGCUUCUUCUUCGUCCUCUUAAAAGUUGUAGAAGCGCAUGUGAUGCUAGCGCCACCAGCUGCUGCCUAUUUAGAUGCGUCGCGAACGCCGGCUGGCCACAGCAGCGCGCACCAUGUCGGAGCAGCAGCAGCAGCAGGCGGGACCGCAGCAGUACAGAUGUAAGGUUCAUGUAACUUCACACACUGUCCUAAAAAAUGUGCGGUUGUAUCUCUUUGUCAUGUCAUGGUGUCAUAUUUUCCCAAGUAAUCAUUUUAUGAGCAAGUGGCGACAUCAUGGAGGUAAAGCUCACUUAUUCCAUCAUUAAACUGCACAGCUGCAGUACUACAGCCAGGCCCACAGAUGAAGGGCUUCAGUUACCAGUUGCUGCGUCCGAACUGCCCGCUCGGAUACUACAUGCUACUGCUACGUGCUACUGCUAGAUCCUACUCCUACAUACUAAAAACGUUGGCCCAAUUCGGACACACUAGACGAGCGGUGGGGAAAGACGACCCCCGCAGGCAGAGAGUAGGUACUGCGCCCGUGCAGACAGUGGUAACUGAAGCCCCUCAUCUGCGGGCCUGGCUGUAGUACUGCAGCUGUGCAGUUUAAUGAUGGAAUAAGUGAGCUUUACCUCCAUGAUGUCGCCACUUGCUCAUAAAAUGAUUACUUGGGCAAAUAUGACACCAUGACAUGACAAAGAGAUACAACCGCACAUUUUUUAGGACAGUGUGUGAAGUUACAUGAAACUUACAUCUGUACUGCUGCGGUCCCGCCUGCUGCUGCUGCUGCUGCUGCUCCGACAUGGUGCGCGCUGCUGUGGCCAGCCGGCGUUCGCGACACUUUUAAAUAGGCAGAGCAGCUGGUGGCGCUAGCAUCACAUGCGCCUCUACAACUUUUAAGAGGACGAAGAAGAAGCCCGCGGUGCAUUUUGGGUCAGUAGCAUGCCCGUAGGAUGCACUGAGACCAACCUACAAUGUGGGCGUGUCUAGCAUCUGAAGUAGUAUCUGAAGUAGCAUGCUACUCGCUCCGGUGGCCAAUUCGGACAUGCUAGAUACUACUUCGACUACUACUUCGACUACUACUUGGCAAUUCGGACGCAGCUACUGUCUGCACGGGCGCAGUACCUACUCUCUGCCUGCGGGGGUCGUCUUUCCCCACCGCUCGUCUAGUGUGUCCGAAUUGGGCCAACGUUUUUAGUAUGUAGGAGUAGGAUCUAGCAGUAGCACGUAGCAGUAGCAUGUAGUAUCCGAGCGGGCAGUUCGGACGCAGCAAGCUUCUGUCUGUCCUCGUUUCCCUCCAUGAUCGAACCAAACGCGCGGCAGCGGAAGGAGCGGAAAGAGCACGCUUCUGCGCAACAGAAAUAACCGUCCGUGUCAAACACCGUGCGCUGCACAUGGUUCCGGAUUUAAACGAUUCCUCGAGGCAUAUAAUUUGCCUCGAGGAAUUUUAUUAAUCGAGUUACUCGAGUAAUCGUUUCAGCCCUAGUAUAUACACUCUGUGGUUUUAUUUCUGAAGCCAAGCGUUUUGGAGCUCCCCCUACUGACUGACUGCAAAAUAGGUCAAAAACCCAGCCUCUAUUAUCCACUUAUAUAUUAAAUGAGUAUUUGUGGGGGGAGAAAGGGGGGGAAGGUUCAUUCUGGAACUCUGCUGAUCUUUUAGAAUCUUAAAUGAAGAGUUUAUGCUUCAGUCCAUCAGAAUAGCAUGGGGUUUCAUCCAAAAGAAGACGCUUAUAGCUACCCAAUGCUUUGGUGCUUUUGACUCAAAUAAAUGACUGCAGUGAUGAUUUUCUACAGAAAUGGAGGAUGUGUGCUACAAUCAAAUCACUACACUAAACCAUCUGAGAAGUGCGUUGUGGAAGGAUUUCAGUUGCUGCAAGAUAAAAGAUAAAAAUAGGGCUCAAUGUCAACUUUGUACAAAGCAGCUCUUACCCUGCAAUGACAAUAUAUCUAUGGGCUCACCUGUGAGGCAGCAGAGGAGGUAUAGCGCUGCUGAUUCUGCGCUGUCAGCAGGUAAUAUUCAAAUAAGAGCCGCACUCAGUCCUGAUCAAGUUACAGAAACAUAUUUUUUUUUUUUAAAUCCUUCAGCCCCCUACAGAAACAAGACAAAUUUGUUGCAUGAGUCCACUCCGUGCAUCUAAUGCAUCCAAAUCACCACAUGUGCCUCGCCAUGCAUAAUUACAGUAUCGCCAACUGUGCAGGAGCCCUCCACCCACUAAACAAACACCCUAAUGAGUGUUUGUUUUACAUUAGUGUCACUUUCUGCCCUUGUGAGUCUCUUCCCAGUGCAUUCAAGCAGAACGGUCUGCAGCCGAGUAUCCACGCUUCACUGGAGGAGCCCUUCCCUCCACGGAGUCUCUGUACCAGAGGAAUACUGGAUAUUUUGGGGGGGGCAGAGCCUCCCAUCUCUUAGGCACGUUGUUAUCCCCGCAUGCUUUAUUCAUAGUUACCCUCAGUUUGUAACCGAUAGUUUUUCUUACCCCUUGGCUGCGAUUUUCCACAUGGCCUGGUUCUCUGUGCCUCUUCAAGCUCGUCUCGUGGAUGAGUGGCCCCUCAGAGGGAGAGAUCAUCUUGGCCCACAUACCGCUACCACGCGCUCAGAGACCAGCACUCAGGGGGUUAAGGGCUUUUAUUUAAAUCACAGGGGUCAUUCAUUUAGCCGUGCGUGCGCUGGGUGUGAAGAGAGGCAAUUGUUUGUGCCCUCUCACUGUAGCACCCCCAGCCCCCACUCUAACGUAUUAGUGCAUCACACAAAUCAACUCGUAGCAGGGGUGAUUGAUCAUUACAUCUAGAUGGGGCCUCCAGCCUCCUGUUGUUGCCAUAGUAACAGUGGACGCUCCAGAUGUGAGUAUCAGAGAUGAGAUCGGAUCUGUUUAAAAUUGGAUGCUGCAGCUUUAAUACUCUGAGUAAUAUGUUUUAUUGAAAUAUUUAUUAAACCCGGCUAUAGCUACAACUCUGGUCAUGUCCAACAUGUGUUUGUUUUAGUAGCAUCAAUAAUUUAGCAGAAGAAGGGACCUGGCUUUAUCAUCAUUUUACAGCUUACAGGUCUGCAAAAUACAUUACAUUUAACUUCAGUCUCUGAUAUUAAAUAGUUUAGAUUUGGUGCAAUGUAUUGCAAUCUGUAAAAAGAAAAUGGCACUCUCUCUUUCUCAUACACAGCCUCCGAAAGACAAAAAUUGCCCCCCUCUGUGUCUUCUUCAUGGAAAUCUGCUUUAUUGCUUCUUUUUCAGCCAUCAUUUUCACACUCUAAUCUCCACACUGGUACACUGCUGAUGGAGCUAUUUUACUGUUUACAUGCACCAUCAGCUGCAGAGAUAGCAAAUAGCCUGUAAACGAAGGCAGAGAGAGAGUAAUCAGGGGUUAGUAAAAUGAGACUGGGUUGGGGAUGGUUGUCAGGACAACAGCCAGGAGACAGACAGGGCGUAGAUUGAGGGCUAAGUAACAGACAUGCAUGGUGAGGCAGUGAGGCAUCCUCAUGCAGGGUGCAGCAUAUAUUAAUGUCCAGGAAGUGGGUGAUACAGGAAGUCUGAAUUCAUAAUGACAUGAAGGAAUAACAAGAUGGAAAGAAGCCCAGAAAAUAAGAGACUGUUGUCUUACAUAAAAGAGUGAUAUUUAGUUAUAAAGCUCCUGUGGGGAACAUUUAGUUUGUGUCAGUUUUGGCGGCCCCUAUGGACAAAGCAGUCUUUUUAAUAUCAUCCUUUAUGCUCAAGCAGCACUUCUGACCAAAAAAAAAAAGAUAUGCUAACUUUUGGCUGUCAAAUUAAUCAAUUAAUGUGAAAAUGUUUCUUUACCUAUUAAACUGACACCUACCCUCCCACACUGGCUUCAGGCAAUAUGAGUUACACUGUAAAAUUGUCAGUCUUGUUACUAAUAGGCUAAUUUGCAUUUGUACAUUAUAAAAAGGCUUCAAUAUAGAUCGCAGUCUAUUUCAUAAGCGUAAAAAAUCCUCACAGGAGCUUUAAAUGCUGUUACAGAAGAGAUUACAGUAGAUUUCUGUUUUCUUUUAUUUACAGUGUGGCUGUCAUGGCAGUAGCACUCAAAUAGAGUUUAAAAUGUGUUAAAUACAACCCAAUAUAAUUCAAUAGUAGAAAGAGGGAGAUUAAGUUGCUUAGGUUUUGAGGAAGUACUUAUUAUGUAGCUUUAAAUGUGACAUUUUCAUAUCUUACAAUGGAGCCAGUUGGAGCACAGUUUUUUCUUGGGUCUUCUAUGGUAUGGUUUUAAAACUCAUACAAAAUAAUUUUGUCCAUUCACCCUUCAGGUAACUUUGUAGUCUCUGGGGAUGCAUUAUUUUUUUUACAAGACAAACUUUGCCAGAAAGGCAGCACUGUGUGUGACACAGUUUAAUAGCCUUAAGGGAGAGCUGUGCCAGUGAAACUAACAACUUUCAUAAAUUGUGUUUUCAAUGAAGGGCUUUAGCUUCUGUUUUUACAGUGUUUCCAAAUAAAGUUGAUCUUGUAAAUAUUCAAGUACAGAGUGCUGAAUUUUGCCAAGUCUGAAUCAGACUUAAUUUUGCUUCUUACAGCAAUUUUACAAGGGUAGACAUAAAUAAACAUUCCAGGUCCACACAUUCAAAAUGAUCAUGUUUUUGCUCUUACAGUUAUGGUGCCUUAAUUGUAGCUCUUUAUUUUUAACAGUGGGUUAUUUUUCCUAUUUUGAAAUGCAGUGUACAAACUGCCUGGUAAACUGUGCAGAGUAUUUUUUGCAUUCUUUGUCAGACACUGUUUGCAGGAUUUUGUUCAAGUCUCACUUAUCUUUUAUGUCUCCAUCUUUCAGGUCAAUGUGGCUACUAAAGCAGCUCUCUGGACUAGUCGUUAGUGGUCGUGGAUUCCUGAGGUCUGUCUCUAUAGCAACCCUUUCCUCCUGAGUGCUGCUGCCAACUUUCUCUCCCCGCCACAAGCCAAAUCUCUCCUCAUCCCCCUCCGGCCAAUCGCUGCCUCUGAACUGCGCUGGAAUGGACACAGAGUCGACCCACUCGGGCUACUCAUAUCACUCGAGCCGCUCCGGGAGAUCAAACCGACAUGGGUAUGUUUGCUGUCUGUGUGCCUCUCCACCUGACUGUCUGCCUUUCUGCUCUGUCUGCCUUUCUCUUCAAUCACACGACGGCUAUGGGAGUAGAUAGAUAUAGGACACAGAUUUUGCCGUGUUUGUGGCAAACAUGCCGAUCGCAGACAAAUAUAUGAAAAAAGAAUCCUGGAGAGCGACAGAGAGAGAUUGACACAGACUGAGCUCAUGGAUUAGGGUUGUCACAGUCGAUUGGCUUUAACCCAUUUCAAUCAGUUCAUUCUGUAAGUGAGAGAUUACCAUCCUGUCAUUUCCUCACCCCCUGUGUUAGUAUACUGGAAGAUGAAUUCUCCUUUUCCUCAGGGCUGAAACUAACAAUUUACUCUAAGUAUUGCAUAGUCCACCUAUUGGUGCUGAUUAAUUGAUCAAUCAUUUGGCCUAUUAAGUGUUAGCGUCAUUGUAGAUUCAGUGGUUUCUUCUUUAAAUUUCUUGUUUACUCAGAAAAAUUGUUCAACUCAAAGAUGUUCACAUUUUUAAAGCUAAUGUGGGAAAUUUUUGUUCAAAGAGAAAUAAAAAAAAAAGGCAAAUGAAUGGUUUUUAGGUUAACUAAUCCAUAAAUUAUUAUGUUGACUGUUUUGUUCACAGUGAAUUUUGGUUUGAAUGCCCAUAAACUAGCUAGAUAGAAUUUGAUAGAGUUUAUAAUUGAAAUGUUCAGCUUGUUCAUGAUUUUCUCACCAAAAACUACUUGGGUAGAUAUUCGGAUGUAUUCGGAUGUUUGUCUUUUGGUCAUUUAUUAAACGAAAGUGUUAAAAUUCUGUGAAUUAUCCAGUGUUAAAGUUCAAUUUUAAAGUUAUCCCUUUAAUGCCUGAAACCACAAAUUAUGGCCAGAAAAUUCAAAAUUUUUUGGAGCUGAAAUGUCUGACUUACUACUGAAAACCAAAAGAAUCAAAAUGUCCUUAAAAUUUAACAAAUAUAUUUAUUUAUCUCAUUUGAUACAUUAGUAAUUUGUUGAUCAUAUUGAUUUGAUAGAAGUAUAUAAAAGUAUGUAUCAAAUAUGAUACAAAAGGCAUUAAAGGGUUAAACCUAUUUGGCUGGUUGUGGGGCGCAUAAUCAAGUCACUCAAAUUUUAGUUCAAAGAUGAAUUCAUGAGUUAGGGAGAAAGUGUCUCAAAGAAUAAAGUAUAAGUUUAUAACCACAUCAGUCUGUUUUUGUGUGAUCUUGUCUCUUAAGUUUAUUGUGUUUUUAUUCAAGGGAACGAAGCCGUGAGCGUCACAAAGCCAGCAGUAAAGACAGCGUCCGAUCAGAGAGGUCUGUCGUCAUCAACCCCCCUGACUCGCCCUCCCAGGAAUCCCCUGUUCACAAUGGAGAGCCACUGCCAGGAGACCCUUCACCUGCAGGAGAGCAUGGAGAUGAAGUGCAGGUAUUUAAAAAACACAAAACUGCACAAAAAAGGAGUCUGAACUAUGAAGGAAUGCGGGCUAGUUUUAGGAGUGAUGUUUUCCUUCUGAGUAAAUCAGAAAGCUCUCUAAUCCCUCCAUGAACUCUGCACCACGACCUUUUAAACUCAACCUCACAGCUGGCCGCCCAUUGGCACAACGCCUGACACAUUAAUAACAUUGUGACAAGGGAUCAAAUAGGUCAGAGGAUUAGUGCCCAUCUUGGAGGCCUAAUACGAACUGCCCUGGUGACUCUGGAUAUAACAAUCAUACGUUACAGCUUUAAAAGUACAGCAAACUGGUUCAAGUCACUGUAAAGCUGAUUUAGCUGAGCUUUGAGAUCUGAAGCAGUCUGUAGAAUAGAUACAGCAAAGCAAAAUGCAAAGAAAAGUCAAUACAUCUUUUUGUCUUUUUGUUUUAUGUUGGAUAAGAAGACUGACUGACUGUAGCUUCACCUGCUUGUAGACUUUGAAGGUAGAUAGAGCAGCUGGUUAGCUUAGAUAAGCAUAACAACUAGAAACGAGGGAAAACAGUUUGUCCUAAAAUGUAAAAUAAAAAGUCAUCUUGGUAUUUUAAGAGCUUAGUUUUGAUCACCUUAAAUCUUGUUUGUGAAGUCUGCACAGAAACCACAAUCUGAAAACACUUUGGUGGUUUAGAGGUUUCAUGUACCAGACUUCAGAGUGUGUGUUUUGUGAGAUUGUACAAAUCUUCCAGCUAAAGGGACUACUUUUUUGUUGUUUUUGCUUUUGUUUUUGCAUAUCAAAUGGUAGUAAUUCUCAGGGGUUCUCAACAGUGUUUUUUCUUUCGUUUUUGACCAAGACAAUCGAGCUGCUAAAAGUCUGAGCGCUAAGAUGACUGUUUCCAGGCUGUAAAAAUUGACUGUAAAAAUGAAGCCAAAAUAGAGACAUGACAGAUAUUGACAGAUUGUCCUAAUGACAUUCCCAAGAUGUACUACCAUGUACAUACCUAGCCUGCAUUCAGCUCAUAGAUAAUGUGGUAAGACGUCUUUAUUGUCAGUUCAGUCCACAGCAGGACAGAUUCUUGAGUUGGUUUGAUAAGUUCAGUAACUCCUGUGUUUUUGUUUAUGUUUUCAGUCUUCAUCCUUUCACUACUUUUUUUAAUCCAGGGAAGGAUUCUGCAGGAUCUGGAUUUGUCAACUGAGCCGUCAGUCAUGAUGUCAGAUCCACUCAAAUAUCUAAUCUGACUUCACUCUUGGUUAGCUGUCACAUUGUCAGUCUUUUCACUCAGUCUAUUACCUUCAGUAUCAUAGAUAGGAUACACAUGAGUCUACGAGUCACCAAAAGCUCAUCACUUUUUGUUGUUGUUGUUGUUUUCACAUUUAUGAAACACAGAACAUAUGCAAAUAUAGACAUAAAAAAUCUCAUGUUUGGCAUCUUAAUGGGAGAAUUGUGUUGUGAAAUCAGUUCAGUGUUGGGUAAUUCUUACUGAACAAAAAGAAACAAAGGUGAAUAAGAUAGAAAGACAAUGAGAAAAUAGGUGAAGAGAUAUAAAUGUUGUUUAUAGAGACCUCUGCCUCAGGCCCCUUUUCAGCUCUCUGACCCAAUUGAAACCCACAGUAGAGAGAGAGAGAGAGAGAGAGAGAGAGCGAGAGCUUUUUCAUGGAGAAUAUUCUGUUAUUGAGAAAAGGGGGAAAGGUGUGUGUGUGUGUGCCUGAAAAAUUGGCACUCCCCUGUUGUGAUUAUAAUCAUAUAGUAUGUAAAAUGUCUGUGGCUGGACUUGUUGAUGAUUUCGGUGUGCUCUGACCUAUUUUGCCGUCUCCCUUCCUGGCCGAGCGACCACAUUCCACGAUGUCAUGUGAUUGUCAGCUCAUAGCUUGCGUCCAUUGUCCGCAGUGUAAUGUAAUCUGCCAUUGUGCUGUGGCAGCCCUCCAGACGAAUGUGUCCAAACGGCACAGGAAGCAGCACCAUCACUACUACUACUACUAUACUACUACUACCAAAUUCUGCUGUAGCCAAUUUCCUUUUUGGAGCAGCUCUCUUGGAUUUCAGAGCUGCUCCAACACUAACAGGAUGGAGAGCCCAGAGACAUUUUCACCGGCUGAGCAGAGCCUUAGCAUCCAGCCAAACCCCCACUUUGAGGAAAGCUGAUAUGAAUAAUCCUCCGUGUUUACAGGCAUGCCUAUGACAUAAGGAUACAGGCUUGGACCACAGCUUGUGUGUUUAUGUGUGUGUGUGUGUGUGUGUGUGAGUCACAGAAAGAGCGCCAAGUCUGAUACUGAGCCUGUCCACGCCGCUUUGUGCGACAGUGUGACUUCUUGCCAAAAGGCAGCAGCUUUAAUUCACACUGUUAGCUCUAGCAACACCAAAGCAUAUGUUGAGAGGCGCAUAUUCUUGUUUAGGCAUUUCAUUUUUUCAUCCCUGACCCUUUAGGUCAAACAUGGAUGCUCUCAUAUCCAUCCCGAGGGACCGCAGAUUUUUAUUUAAAAACAGAAAAAUUCAAGAAGAUUGUUUUUAUUCCAUAACACUCAACAUAAACUCUUCAGAUUAUUUAUACAUAUAUUCGACAUUAACUCACCAGUAAACUCACAUUUGCUGGAAAUGUCAAGAAUAAGCUUGUGCAUAAGAAACAGAAACCUUGAUGAAACCCAGACAAAGAAAGAGACACUUAUCUGUGUAGAACUUGUAUUUUUUUGUGCUGUAGUGUCUAAAAAACAUGCUUACAUGCAGGAUAACACACACAACACUAUCUAAGAGUCAUUCUGACCUCUAUCCAGGCAAGUGGGGCUUAGCUACUGUAUUUUGUAGCUGGCAGAGUGUUUGCUGUGUGUUUUUGUGUUAGCUUCGGGGCUAAUCAGUCUGUUGUUGUGUUGUUGUGCUUUGUGAUGGAGGAACAGGCCUGACUGUAAUCCUUAUUCAUUCUGUGCCAGACAAAAAGACUGCCAAGCAAGCGGCAGCAGAUAUGCUCUCUCCCUCUCUCUCUCUUACUGUCUCUCUUUCUCUCUCUCUCUCUCUCGCUGUCCGUCUGCCCUCCUCAUCCCCUCUCUCAGUUUCUGCCUCGUUCUCCUCUUUUUACAGUAGACAGAGAUCAGGCCUGAUUACUGUGGCAUUAAUCUUUGGGAUUAGUCCAGUGAGACUUAAUGGCUGGUUUUAGCAGUGUAUUAGCUCAGUAAGUGAUACACUGUGAAAGCUUGUCUGUUCGGGGCCAAGUUCAGAUUCAGAACCAGGGACUGAUCAGCUGUUAUGGUCUGUAUUUACAUCACCAUAUUUACCACAAUAGGUUAACCUUUUCCCAGCAGAACUAGCACCCCUAGCCUUCAGUCCUACAUGCAGAUGCUGGAUACACAUUUAUCAGCACACAGCCUAUAUACAACUUUAUCUCUAUUUUUUCAGAUCAAAAUGAGACACACCAUAUGAUGCCAUCUGUCCUGUACACUUAUUUAUAUCCAGGUAGUAGACCAUUAUAGCAAGUGGCAGAUGGCAGCACUACAGCGUAGAUGCAAUCUAUAAUCAGCAUUUCUAGCAGAUAUACGGAUUUGUUGUGUAGGAGAUGUUUAAACAUUCAGCAAAAUGAUGAAACUAAAGCCUUUAAUUAGCAAUUAAAUACAGUGAGGCUUAGACAAACUAGCUGAUAGGUAAUUCACAGUUAACUGUGACCUUCUUUGGAAUAUUUUCCUGCCCAAUAGGACCUUAAUUUACAAAGUAAAUGUCAUGGUUGUUGACUGUAGACCAUAGACUCUAUAAAACAUGGAUGUAGCCUCAGUGUGGUCACCUUGGGUUUCUGAAGAGGUGUUAUAAGGCUAAACAAUGGAGGUCAUCAUAUUGGAAAUGCUGGUUUAACCAAGAGGCAGAGUUAAGGCAGGUCUAUAGUCACCUAGCAAACGACAACAACACCAACGACCGUGGACCAAGUCAACCACAUCCAUAAAUAUGCAAAACAGACAAUUUAGAGAAAUUCACUUUACAGAAAAAACAGGUCUUUGGCAAGAGGUGAUGUUUUUGCUUUUAAGUUGGGCAUUUUAACAUGGACAUAAAUGGGGUCGCCUAGGUUUUGAUCAUAAAAAAGAGUCAACUAUAUUCAGGCAAGAAUCCUACCAUUAUUUAUUUAUUAUUAUUAUUAUUAUUAUUAUUAGUAGUAGUAGUAGUAGUAGUAGUAGUAGUAGUAUUAUCCACAGAGCCAAAGAUAUGAAACAAUCAUUCAUUCAUUCAUUCAUCAACUGGUUAUUAGGAAAUAGGAGAGCAUUGUGUGGACAUAAGGUAAAACUUGUGCAACAUAGUUAUUGUAGAUCCUGCCUGCUAUGCACGAAACACCAUCAAGACAAUAAGUGGAUGACUUCAAGUGGGGAUGAUUUGUGAACUGCUGUUUCCAGGAUUAAGAAUAAACUGCCAAACAUGACAGUCUAUGAUUGAGUCUGUUUGUUUGCCAGAGUAUGACUGGCAUUGAUUUGAAGGUUAGGACUUUAUUUAACAAGCCUCUGUAAGGUAUGAGAGGAAUAGAAAUGAGAAUGGACUCUAAAUAGACUCGACACCACACUGACAGAGCUGGUCCUCGGCUUAACACAUUCAUCUGGCGGACAGCAACAGAAUUAAAGGCUGCAUCCUCCACCACCCCCUUUCUUUUUUUUGAUUCACUCGCCUCUGCCCCUGUCUCCCUUCCUCUCCUCCUACUUAACCUCCCUCUACUCGUCUUAGCGUGCCCAUUCAUCUUCUGGCUCCUGCAGCACGGCUGAGUUAAUCAGCUGUGAACAGUAAUGGAGGGCAGAAAUCUCAUUCACACAGCAAGAAUGAAAAUAUGCAAACACAAGGUGGAAACCGUAUUUCAAAUCCCACAAACUGCAGCAGUUUCCCGUGACCUCAUCAAAUGAUAUUGACUUUUAAAUAGUCAAGCAAUGGCACAGGUUCAAUGAGAUUCACACACACACUCUGCACAGGUGAGAAAUCACACGUCUGUCUUUAGCUUUUGUUACUCUCAGCCCGUCUGGAUUCCCUGCAGCUUCCCCUGCCUGUAUAGAUUGAGUUGGAGGGCUUUACAGGCUGUUUGAUGUGCUUAGGUGAAUGGGUGUGCACACGUGUGUGAAGCCAUGAAGGUUUAUUUGUUCAGCUUGUCAUUUUUCAGCCCUCUGUCCUCUCUGUGCAGCUGCGCCUCCUCUGAUUGGUCGUCAGCACAGAGAUGUACAAUGCGGCGUCGCUCUGGGAGACAGUGAAUUGCUAAUUACUUGAAUUAAUGACAGGCAAACAAUAAAAUAAUGCCUCUUUCUGCAGACUUGUCAUGAAUUUAUUCUGUUUUUGUCUCUUUGUUGGAAAGAUUUAUGCUUAAAAUGAGCCUGCAGGCUAUGGGGGGAAAAAAUGACUCUAAUUUGCGAUGAUGGGCCUGGAAUGCUCCAGCUUUUAUUGUUGUGAGUCAGUGUGUGUGUGUGCGUGUAAGUGUAUGCAUCCCCCUGCCAAAGUGAACUUCCAGACUUGUCAUCUCAUAUUACUUCAGUGAGGCUUUGAAGGCUUGUCAUAAUGAGGCAAAACUCCAAGAAAAUCAAACAUCCUUGAACAACACAAAGAAUGAUCUGUGUGCACAGAGCGUAAAAUCCAGAGGAGUGUCUUCAGCGAAAAAGGGAGUGAAAAAAGAUGAUUUUUGUCUGGCACAGUCAAGUUUAUAUCUGUGAUUUGGCCAUGAAUGUUUCUCCCAUAAAUCAGCAACUUUAGAUAAAAAACACUCUUGCGCAUUGCAGUAAAUGUAAGUACAGAAAGUUUUGGUCCUUUUUUCCAUAUUUAAAAGAUAUCUGUUAUGACCAAAUAUGACAUAUCUGUUCCCUGCUACUUAAUUCAGUGUUUAUAUGUAAAAGGAGGCAUUGCAAACCAAACUGAGAGCUUUAAGACUCAUUUGCAUUAGUAAAUUGUUCUUUUGAUGCUACAUUGGUCUCCCUCCUCUCCUCUGAGCAUUUUACUACAUUUCAGCUCAUUAUAUUCUUGCAUUCAUGCAUUCAAUGUGUCCCAAAAUGCUGCAAGCAGCUGUUUUCAGCAAUAAAGCUCUGAUAAUCCUGAUAUAUCACACCCACUGUUGCAACAAACAGCAGGCAGACAGAAAAAUAUCUGAUUAAAUAUACAUCAUGUAAUCUUGAGGGUCAUAUCUCUUCUCUUCAGGAUGACAACUGGGGAGAAACCACCACUGCGGUGACUGGUACUUCAGAGCUGAGUAUUUCCCAAGAGGAAGUAGUUGGACUAGGGAAAGAAAUUCAAGACCGGACCCAAGGCUUCCGCCGUUAUCUCCCCCUGGCUGUGGGCUCAUGUGUGGGGCUGCUGGUGGUGGCCACGCCCCUCGUCUUCCUGCUCCUCCCGGCGGUCAUGUGGCCUGACAGACUGCAGACCUGUGGUGCCGCCUGCGAGGGCCUCUUCCUCUCCAUCUCCUUCAAACUCCUCAUCCUCCUGGUAGCCAUUUGGGCUUUGUUUCUCCGACAGGGCCGUGCCAGCCUGCCCCGAGUGUGUGUGUACCGUGCCUUCCUCACCACGCUCACACUUCUGCUCACCAUGUCUUAUUGGCUCUUCUAUGGCGUCAGGAUUCUUGAUGCUCAGGUGGGUAUGAAAGUGUUUGUUUUGACACUUUCUCACUGUGCUCAUUUUGACCAGAUAUGACCAUAGAUUAAAGUCUUUAAAAAUCAUGUUUAUUAUUUGACCUUAAAGGACUUUUAAGUAUUUUAAGAAUUAUUUAAAACAGAAAUUAGGUAGUUUAAAGUUUGCUGUGUGCUUUUUUUUUUCACAUCAUUUUUGAAAGCUGUAGAAAUACAUGUUCUGCAGUGAUGUUGAGAUUUCCUUUUUUUUCAUGGAAUAAUUCUUGGCUUUUUUCCUCAAAAAUGAAUAUUACUGUUAUUGUUACUGUUAUUAGGAAAAAAACAAACACACACAGUUAAGUCCUUUACUGUUCUGUGUCAUUUUUAAGAGAUUUUGUGGUUUAAAAUGGAUUUUUAUGGAUAGCAAUGAUUUAACAUGAAACUUUGACAGCUUUUAAAGGUGCAUUUUUUGUAUUUUAAUGCAGAAUUUAAUAAUCUUCAAGAAGUAUUAAUAAUUGGCAAGGCAAGUUUAUUUGUAUAGCACCAUUCAUACACAAGGCAAUUCAAAGUGCUUUACAGAUGCAAGAAAAUACAUAAGAAAUUUUAAAAAAGAGAAAUUAAAACAAUUUAAAAUCAAAAAGACAUAAAACGAUUUAAAAUCAGAAAGACAUCUUAGAAUCAAUAAAAUAUUAAAAUAUAAUUUUAAAUCAUCAAAACAGUUGAGAUUGACAGAACAGCUAUAGGAAAGCUGCAGUAAACAGUAAUGUUUUCAGCCUUGAUUUAAAUUAUAAUUGAUGGUAUUUUACUGUGUUACUUCUUUUUAAUUUGAUUAUAUUUCAUGUUAUCUGUAUUCUACUUAUUUGUUUUGUCUUAUAUUCUGCUGAAUAAUAAAGUCGAGGUUUUCACCAAACAGAAGUCAAAGUUUUUUUCAUUGAAUCUGUGAUUUUUUUUUUCAUUGCAGGAUGAGGACUACCACGGUAUCGUCCAGUUUGCAGUUUCCCUUGUGGACUCCCAGCUGUUCGUCCACUACCUGGCAGUGGUGUUACUUGAGCUCCGUCACCUCCAGCCCUGUUACAGCGUGUGUGUGAUGCGCUCCACUGACGGCGAGACACGUCACUACAACAUAGGACAGCUCAGGUACAAACAUACAGUCAUUAUUAGGAUUUCAGUAUUAGGACAGACAGCACCUUACACACAGUAAAUACAAAAAAGAGGACUGAAACAAUUCCUGUGACAGUUUCACAACCUUUCUAAACACUUCACACUUAGACACACUCUGGCUCCUGAUCACAGUCGUUACACUCUAUCAUGUUGAAGUGUGUGUAAUUGGAGGCCGUGUCCACAGGGGAGAGUGGCACAGUAAUUGAGUUACUCAGCAGCUUCUUCUUCUUCUUCUUCCGUUUGCUCAAGGCAAUCUAUUUUUUUCUUAGUUUCUGUGAGAGGUUGCUUGACCUUUGUGUGUGUUACUUUGUUUCCUCUCUGAUCAAGUUUCUAAUGAGAACGGGAAUAAUUAUAAGAGUAGUGGUGGUAGUCGUGGUGAAGAAUGAAUGCAGUUUAUCUUCUGAUUUUAAAGAAUUUGAUGAGAUGAUUUAACUGAAAGUUUGAUUGCACCCAGUUCUGUGUCUUAUUUAAAUCAGCUGAAAUGCAAAUAUCUUUCCUGUUGUGCCUGAAAUAUCUCUCAUCAUCUCUUACAGCAUUCAAAAGGCGGCUCUUUCCAUUUUGGAGUACUACUACAGAGAUUUUCCACUCCAUAACCCAGCACUUCUCUCUGCCUCGAAGCACCGAGCUGCCAAACACCUGGCCGGGUUAAAGGUCUACAACGUAGACGGUGAGUCUCCUACAGCUGUCUGGAAAAAUAACCCCUUAUUUUAAAUCACAGCCACAUCUCAGUCCUCCCUCUUGGGCGCACCACUUGGCCUUAGCCCUCUGUUUUGAGCUCUCCCAGAGAGGGUGGUGAGUCCUUCUUUAUCUGAGGACUAAUGCAGAGAUGGCGUCAGGAAUAAGGCAGGUUAGAAUAACUUUUCAUAAUUAAUGUUUUGUGGGUGAUAAAACUGUCAGGUCUUCGAUUUUAUUUUCUGGAUUAGUUGAGAAACACAUUUAUACAUAAAAUUCCAAUCUUAAAAGAUUUCAUAUGCAUCUUUAUAUCUUCUCUCUUUGCUUCCUUGUUGUGAUUUUUCUUCUCCUCAUUUCUGUCUCUUGCUUUGAGCAGCUUUUAAAAACAAACUGAGAACCUAUCUUUUGGAUAGUAAGUACAGAUAAAAGUCCUCUGCAUCCGUCCACGCAGCACUUUGUCACAGGAAGCAGCUAAUUUCACGGCUCAGCUCACUCCAUCUUUAGUGCACUCUGUAACCUCCAUGCCUGACAUAAUGUAUGUACGCACUCCUGCUACACACGCACGCACGCUCCAACUGUGGUGCUACUGUGCACUUGAUUUAUCCUCCCCCUGCUCCCACUGACACACACAGACAGAAACCCCGGAGUGUCACAUAUAACUCUCUCUCUAAAAAGGCCGCUCACUCACCACUCAUUGAUCCUAAAUCUGUUGCAUGACAUUGUGGGUUUCAUGAUCUAUUGCAGGGAUGCAGUAUGGGAUAUGGUGUCCUUGCAGCACCUUCCAUCCACCCCACCCCCCUCUGCUAUCAAAGAGCAACGGAAAGGCCUCCAGAGGGUGGUGGAAUUUCAAGCCUUAAAUAAUUCAUCAGAGUAACGCUCAUUCCUCACACACUCCCACGUUUCUCCUUUCUCUCGCUCAGCCUGACUCCAGCUCAGCUCGCUCUAGCUCUCUUUCUUUUUUUUUUUCCAUUUUUGUUUCAUUUUUCACUCGCCCCUCUCUCAGUCAAAGUCACUUGCGCUUAUCAGACAGUGUGAAUAUACAGGCCAGGGUGUUAAACAGGCUUGUGUUUGUUCGUAUUUUCAAAGGAAAAUAUUUACAAAGCUCCUCGUGCAAAUAAUAUGACAUUAUUAUUCUCUCCACAGUACACAGAAGGGUGCUUCAAUCCAUGUUACUAAAUUCAGUCUCUUCCCCACCUGUGCAUGUUUGCAUACUCACACCCACAUGCAGAAUAGAUCAUUAAUGAUUUAUUCUUACCUGACCUGCAGCGUUUACUCUUUAUAUCCUCCCCUUAAACUACUGUUCUUCAUGAAUAUGGACCAGAUCUGACUCCCUCACAUUAAUAAAUCCAAAUAACUCGAAUUUACUGCUCCACAAGCUCCAUUAGCUUUAUGGGUGUCUCACAUAAACCAGCAAGUUCACUCAUCAGACAGGAACUCUGGCCUUUGAAGUGCAAAACGAUGAAUAUUUAACCCACACCCCAACAAUAAAGAAGGUUUCUGCAUCUGAAAGUCGGUGCAGAGAUGGAGAUACUUCCAGAGGAAUUUGCCUCUUUUCUCAGUGUUAUAAUUAAAAAUCUCAUUGAAUGAGGGAUGUCAUCAGGAUGCCCCAGAUUCUCUCAAAUCUCUAUAAACGGAAGUGUGUUAUAAACUACAGACUGAAUAGCUGUGUUACAGUUGUUUCUCACCUCCUGUGAUGUUAAACCUGACCUUUCCUGUCCGUGAUUCUAGUUGUGAUACAGUUCAUUAAUCAGAGUCUGCUGGGAUCUCCCCCCACCGUGUCACACAGUGUGAUAUAACCAGUUUGCCUCUGUCCUUUCUUUGCGGUACAGCCCCAGGGAGCACAGCAGGAGCACAGCCCAGUAAUGGGAAUCAGUCACGGGCCAUGGUUACAGCUGCCGGAAAACGCAAAGACAGUGCCCACAAUGAGCUGUACUAUGAAGAGGCAGACUACGAGAGGAGGGUCCGGAAACGCAGAGCCAGGUAAAGGACGGUGACAGUGGGGUGGUGGGAAAUCUUGGUGAUUUAGAGAGUCUCUCUUGCAUCACCGACAUGCAUGUACUAUAUGUAAAUGUGAUGGCACUUGUGCAUAUCUUGUUUUGCCACAAUUGUCAAAAUUUUCAAGCAAGGUACAGAAACAGAUUCUUCAUGCAGUGAUUGUUCUCAUUCAUAAUGUCCAUUUGAGAACCAUUUACAAUACACUUCAUCGUGAAUAAGGGUGGACAGACUCCACACUCCUUAGCCCGCACACUGAUUUGUUGAACAGUUCGUCUGACAAAAGUAUGUUGUAUAAUCUCAUUGCAGCCCGUAUCAGGUGGAUGUCUUUAAAGGAAAAGCAUCUCUAGUCACUCUUUUGAUAGCAUGUAGGGUAUUUGAUGCUGCAGUAUGUUUGCGAACAGUUAGCUUAUCGCUGUGUUCUCAGGCUGGUGGUGGCUGUGGAGGAGGCCUUCACUCACGUCCGGAGGAUGAAGAAAGAAGACGAACGUGCUUCACCGUCUGACAUCAUGGACGUACGUGAAGCGGCUCUGGCUAUCUUUCCCUCCAUGGCGCGUGCCCUGCAGAAAUACCUCCGCACCACCAGGAGGCAGCACUGCCACAGCAUGGAGAGCAUUCAGAAGCAUCUUGCUUUCUGCCUCAUCAAUAACAUGAGUCCUAAGGUGAGUUUGGACAACAGAUUUAAGACCCAAUUAGGAAAUAAAGUAUGAAAAUGAUGCACAAAUAGAGGUGCUCAGUAGAUCCACACUGUUUGAUCUUUCCACUUUACUUAAAGGGAUAUUCCGGGGUAAAAUUAAUUUAGAGUCAAACACACCGUAACACUAAGUUAGACGCCCCCUCGAGAGAUGAUUGUUGCCGACCGCCUGCUUCUCUAGUUAUACCAACUUUAGUAACAGCUGCAGAUAACAAUACACAGCGGUCUGAGGAGCCACACACAAACCUCAACUGAAACACCACUCUAUAGCCACAAAUAAUGCCUUAUUUGUGGCGUUUUGGUUGAGGUUUGUUUAUGGCUCCUCAGACUGCUGUGUAUUGCUAUCUUGUAGUCAUUAAUAAAUUUGGUAUAACUAGAGAAGUAAGCGGUUGGCAACAUUCUCCUGAGGGGGUGUCUAACUCGGUGUUACAGUGUGUUUGACCCUAAAUUAAUUUUACCCCAGAAUAUCCCUCUAAGAUUUAUGCUUUUUCUUUGCGUGCAGUCUUUGUGGUAUCACUGGUUGUUUUUGUGUGUCCAGGCUUUUCUCGAGGCGUACCUGGCCCCUGGUCCCACCCUGCAGUACGGCCCUGAGCGCUGGAUGGCUGACCAGUGGACUUUGGUCAGCGAGGCUUCUGUCACCAGCGGCAUCAAGGACGGAUCAGAGUUCCUGCUGAAAUGUCUUGACUUUAGCUUAGCUGUGACCAUCAAGAGGAUCCCUUACAUCCGUAUAACUGAAGAGUACAUCGACCCCAAGUCUCACAAGUUUAUACUGCUGCUCCAAUCAGAAACCUCCGUUUAACCAGAGCUGAAGAUCUGGGCUUCAAGGACUGUUACAGCUUACCAGUAGGUUUUUCAAAAAAGAACUUUUUGUACCAUUUUUGUACUUAAGUUUAUGUAAUUUUUUUACAUUUAGGAUCUCUGUGUCAUUGUCUUUGCUCGGGUCACAUGAAAGUUGAUAAAAAAGACAGAAAACUGGAAGGAAUAUGCUCAGAUUUCUCUAUCCUGACGUUUGCAGAACACUGUUCAGGUUUUCCUCUCCGUACGUCAGAUCACACUCCCUAACUUCUUCCUAAUUUUUGCAUGUGCCAGUGUGUGCCUGCGUGGCAGAGUUCAUGACUUAGGAGGAGAGUGCGAUUUAAGUGUGCAUUAGGGUGUGAUUGGAGUGUACACCAAGGAUCUAUCUCAGUCUGUCUCUUGUUUCUCCUGAAUGGUCAAAAAACUGGAAAUUUGAUACAACCUUUCAACAAAACUACUCUUUUUUAAUCUUUGCAACAUUUCUUUAACUGUCUUGUAUCAAAGAUGUUUGUACAGUAUUUAUAUGUGAAUAUACCGUAUCCCUCAAGACUUUUUUGUUUUUAUAAAUUUUUUUGUUUGUUUGUUUUUAUUUGCUUCUCAGAGAUUUUCUUUUUUCUAUCAUGUCUGUUUGGGCUGUAUUUGUGGAGAAAAAUGGACUGUAAAUAGGAGAGGAUGUUUGUAAAUGUCAGAAAAAUCACUGGAAUCUCUCGGGCUGGAUGCUUAUUACAGUGCAGCUGAGUGUGUAAGAAACCAAUAUGAAACCAAACAAGCACAUCAUUAUGUACACACUUGGAAAACCCGGUGUUUGCAGUGGUGACUGGGGCUGUCACAGAAACACCUCAGGUUGUUGCAGGACUUUCUUAUUCUUUUAGUCUUGUAUUGAAACCACUCUUUUGCCAAUCAGUGAAAAAAAACUCAAAGAUACAUGAAGGAUCAUCCACUUUAGCGAAGAUUUAAACAUGUUUUAUAAAACCUAAACCUCUAGUUUACAUUAAUUAUCACUUUCCUCGUGUCGGUUCUGCUCAAAAUGAAUAAUUUACAGUACAUUAGCUCAGCUCUAUUUCAGUGUUUCUGCUGUCAGCAUUCAGUCCCAGCAUCUCACCACUGCCCUCUAUCUGCAGCUACUGGAACAACAACACUACCCUGAGCUACAGUCAAACUGUUUAUUUGUAUGAGUAUUUGAUCUGUUUUAUGAAAAAAAAAGUCUUUGUAUUUAUGAUGCCUGUCAUGUUGUAAAUUUAUAUUCACAAAACUGUUGCUAUGGUAACUUUUAAUGGUGUAGUUCUGUUUAGAUUUUUAGAGAGCCGAUGGUUGUAAAUAGUUCAAGACUACACAUGUGCCUCGAUUACACAUAUCUAGAAUACAUGUGCAGUUUUCAAGUGUGUGUGUGUGUGUGUGUGUGUGUGUGUGUGUGUGUGUGUGUGUGUGUGUGUGUGUGUGUGUGUGUGUGUGUGUGUGUGUGAAUGAGUGAUAAGGAAAAAAAAAAGAGGGAAAAUACUGAAUAAAAGAGAUUGCUUCCCUGCCUGUCAUGUAGCUGACUAGUCAUGUUUCCCAAGCUGUCCUCGUCAUUUUUAUACGCUGAAACAUGUCAAAGCAACGCAUCCGUGUCAAAGUCUCAUUUGUUACAAUUAAAAGUUUGUAUUGACACUUUUAA